CGAUCAUCAUCAUGUUUUCCACCACUUGGAUCGUCGCGUCUCUGGCACUUUGCGCCGCUGUCACCUGCGCUGUGAGCACCGAGGCUCCUGAGAAGCAAUCCGACGUCAAGGACGCCCCAGCUGGAGCUCACUAUGGCGGUGGCUACGACAACGGACCAUCCUACAACCAACCCCAAUACCCAGUCUACCAGUUCCCAAACUUUGACGUCAACUAUUGCUCUGUCCACGCUUCCUUCCCACUUGUCGGUCUUAGAAAGCACCAUCGCGGUCACCACAGAGGCGACCGCGUGAAGAGACAAGCCUACGGAACCCCAGCUCAAGAUUCCAACUACAACAACAACCAGCAAUACGAUGCUCCAGCCUACGGACCAUCCUUCAUCCAGAGACCACGCCCGUUCGAGCGUCAGGCUUGCAGAAACACCGCCAUCUACUCGCAGGAGUCGUGCCAGAACUGCUGCUCCAUCUCGUCCCGUGCCGCUGGAAGCUCAUCGAAAGUCGUCGGAAUUCUGAUGAUCUUCGACCCGAAGCUGUCCGCCGACAAGAAGCACCACAAGAAGGACGACGACUUAAACUCGCCAGACCGUGCUCUUCAAUGCGUGUGCUGCACCUCGAGAAGAGUGUAAUUCAACUAAUUCCACGUGGCCAACUAUUUUAUCGAUUUUUUUCUUUAAAAAUUGUUUUCUUCAGUCAAUCAAUAAAUAUAUAUCGUACUUUGAACCAAAAAAAAUAUUCAUUU
This is a messenger RNA of Caenorhabditis elegans, 736 nucleotides long. RefSeq lists its product as uncharacterized. Bases 12 to 623 code for a protein of 203 amino acids. Lineage: Eukaryota; Metazoa; Nematoda; Chromadorea; Rhabditida; Rhabditidae. The transcript has 5 exons. The record is from RefSeq and is marked reviewed.